UUGAGAAGAUGGCCCUGGACGACCCACGCAUGGAAUGGAUCCGGGACCGGGUGUACUGUGCGUUCAGCCUCUCCGACCCGGCCUGCUUUGAAGAGCUGCUCAACCGAAAAGACGGGGAACACGAAGCCAAACUGCUGAGGUUCCUGAACGAAACGUCCGAGGAGGAGGGUGCCUCAGCCCUGCUCUUCUUUAAGAGUAUCAGAGAAGAAGAGGUGGACGUGGAGAUAGCAGUGGAGCCAGAAGAGCUUUUGAAGCUUGGCAGCGAUACCCCACCUGAAGAAAACGCUAACAUUUCUCCGGAAACAGAAGAGCCGACAGAGGAGUCCGGGUUACCAAUCUCAUCCGAUGGCAAAGAAGAGCAGGAACCAGCGAGAGACAUCACUACUCCAAACAAAGAAUCAGACGCAAAGGCUGUUGUGAAAGCAGAAAACUCGGCCCUUCUAGAGACAGGAAGUGUUACUGAAUCAGCUCGUGGAGAAACCCCUGAAGAAGAGGAGGACCCUUACCCUUACACUCCCCUCACUAAAAUUAUCAAGCAAACGGUUUACCGCACGGUUCUUCAUGUCUCUUUCAACUGCAUCCCUGAGGAAUUCGCAAACUCCAAUGCUUUAUUUUUCCUCCGAAAUACAAAAGAAACUAUCUCAGAGCCUAAUGAUAUUAUGGAGGCCAAUGACGUCUUGCCUAUGUUCUUGGAGUAUGGGAUGUUGAAUGGACACACUUUGCUGAUGCUGAAACAGGUCUUCUCUCAGGUUUUCAUGCCCCUUCUUUCGUACAAUCAACACAAAAAUGGAGAUGUCUCCUCUCAGUUGGAUCAGCUACAGCAAACGCUUGAUGUAGAAUUGAACGGCCUUGACAUUGACACCAUACAACCCAACCAAGAACUAAGGAGUGUUCAGCUCAUUAGAGAUGAAUUCCUAAUGAAUAUGCAGAAGUUCUUGAACCAUAUUCAGCAAACAAUACAACAGCUUGAGGGAGAAAUUAAAUUAGAAAUGCCGCAGAUAAACCUAGACAAUGAACCCGCAAUCUUAGCUGCAGAUGCAUCUGUCGUUGAAAAACUUGAGCAAUGUGUAAUGAAGUGGCAGACACAAAUGUCUGCAGCUCUGGAGGAGUUGCUACAGAAGAAACCCCAGGGUAAUGGCCCUCUGGUCGAGGUGGAUUUCUGGCGUGAACGAAACGCCACAUUAAGUGCAUUAAGUGAGCAGCUGAAGCUCCCCGCCGUGAGGAAGGUUUUGAACAUUCUGUCCAUCUCUGACCCUGGUGUGGUCCAAAAUCUGGAACUAACGGUCAACGAGCUUGCGAAGUACCAUGUGGAGGCUGCAGAUAACGUCAGAUUCCUUUCCACCUUGGAACGUCAUCUGAAGAACUUAACCCAUGGUACAGGGUUUAAUGUUGUCAUGGACACUAUUCCGCCGAUGAUGAAUGCAUUAAGAAUGGUAUGGAUUAUCUCUCGCCAUUACAACAAGGAUGAAAGGAUGGUACCAUUGAUGGAGAGAAUCGCCUGGGAAAUUGCAGAACGUGUUUGCAGAGUUCUCAAUAUACACUCUUUGUUUAGGGAGAACCGAGAAACUGCAAAAACCAAGGCAUUAGAGGCCAAACGCACUCUGGAGCUGUGGAAAAGCACCUAUUUUGAAGUUCGUGCCAAGAUUGAGGCUUCGGGAAGAGAUCAGAGAUGGGAGUUUGACAGAAAACGCCUGUUUGAGAAAACAGACUAUUUGUCUGGUAUCUGCCAGGACCUCUUUAAUAUUCUGCAGGUUCUGGAGGAGUUUUACAACAUUUUCGGUCCGGAACUGAAAGCCGUGACUGGUGACCCCAAGCGCAUUGACGAUGUAUUGAGUAGAGUCGACGGUCUCAUAAAGCCAAUGGAAACGUUGAACUUUGAUCCUUUCAACAUAAAAAAUACACAGCAAUGGAGGCUUGUUAUGGAAGACUUUAAAAAUGAAGUCCUGGCAAUUGAAGGAGAAGCCAUAAACUUCAUAGACGAAUCUUUUAAAACCCUACGGUCAGCUGAAGCAGCGUUUGAUAUGCUGUUGAAAUUCAAGCACAUUCGUUCCCGGGAUGCCAUCAACAAGCAAAUGAUGAUGAAAUUCAAUGAUAUCCUGGAUCAGUAUUGUAAAGAGGUUGAUAUAGUGAACAAGCUUUUCAUUAAACAUCAAGAUAACCCCCCACUGUACAAAAACCACCCUCCUGUGGCUGGUGCCAUAUACUGGGAGAGGUCUCUCUUCCACCGCAUCAAACGCACAAUUAUCCGAUUCUUGGAGAUGGAAGAGAUGCUGUCAUCUGAGCGUGGGAAGGCGGCAAAAGCAAAAUAUUUAGAAGUGGCAAGGAGAAUGAAGGAGUAUGAAGACACGAAAUAUGAGGUGUGGAGGGAAAAUACUGCUCAGAUACUGCCCUCUCUGCUGAAAAGAAGUCUGCUGAAUGUAGACCACAUUGAGGCCGAUAUUGAUCACAGGAUUGUUCGCUAUGCUGUACACUUUGCCCCUGAGCUCCAAGAAAUUAUUACAGAAACCAAAAACAUGGAGCAACUGGGCUUUUCAGUUGGAGAUUUGGCAAGAAAUGUUGCUCUUCAAGAAGACAAGUUUUUAAGGUAUACAGAUGAAAUGAAGCACGUGCUGGUAUCGUAUGAGAGACUGAUGGGGCUACUGAAUGAAGCAGAAAUCCAGCUCCUUGAUAGGCAUAUUCGGGAUCUUUUGAAAGUCUUUCGAUCUGGCUAUAGAAGACUAAACUGGAACUCUUUAGGCAUUGGAGAAUACAUUGCUCGCUGUACCCAAGCGGUUUCGAAGUUUGAAUCACUGGUCCAUAAAAUACAAAAGAAUGCAAAUGACAUUGAUUCCAAGUUAUCCGCUAUUGAGUCUGCAAACCUCUUUAAGUUUAUACCAAAGAAACCUGGAACUGAUAUUCCAGGAGUGAAAGAAUUCUUUGAAUAUAUUGAAAUUGAACGCUCCAAAGAUGUUGCUAUAAUGGUUAGAAAGUAUUCCGCAAUAGGGUCAAUUCUAACAAAAAUCGAAGGUCUUGUUGUGAACACAAACACUGGAAGAAACCCUCAAAUGGCUCCGUAUUAUGCGUACUGGGAAAGCAAAGUUUACAACUCUCUGACGAAAAUGGUCCUAAGAAAUUUCCAGGCUUUAAAUACUUCCAUACUGGGGGAUGUACCUCUGUUUCAAGUUGAAACAAUUCUGUCUGCUCCAGAAAUAAUUCUUCACCCAAAUUUCAAUGAAAUCUUCAAGCUGACUACCCAAUGCUACAAAGGAUGCUUGGAGACAACAAAGAGUUUUGUACGAUGGAUGCAUGGAACCUGCCUUCCUUGCCCUCCCCAAAAAGUUGAUGAUGAUGAGCCUUUUAUCUAUAACUUCUACAGUGAUGUCUACCAAAUCCCUCAGAUUGUAGAGCAAGCUCGUAUCAUCAACCAGAGCAUGCAUAGACUGCUCAGUUCACUUACUAAGUAUCUGAGCCGAUGGAAGAGGUAUCGUCCUCUCUGGAAGAUGGACAAAGCCAUUGUCUUGGAAAAGUUUGCUGCUCGGAAGCCGUCCUGUGUUACAUUUGAUGAAAAGCUGCAAUUCUACACUAGAUUAGCUCAAGAGGUGACGCAGCAGCCCUUGAUUAAAGAUGAGCAAUGCGUCCGGCUAUACCUGGGACCUUUGGCCUAUACAGUCCAGGAAAAUGCAAGAGCCUGGGUGAACUCACUUGGGCAUCUCCUUAACGAAUCAGCCCGGGAAGACCUUUACAGCCUCAAGGAUGAGCUAGAAAAACUGUCUACUAAUCUAAAGAAAUCUCCUGAGACCCUGGAAGACCUCAAGUUUGUUCUUGCCACCAUUGCUAGCAUCAGAGACAUGUCACUCACAGUUGAGUUGCGUUAUCGUGACAUCCAAGAGCGAUACCGGACACUGGCAAUGUAUCAUAUCGAGUUUGAAGAAGAAGAAAACAUUUUGGCUGAGAGGGUGACACACAUUUGGGAAGACCUUGUUGAAGAAUCAAAGCAAGUUGAUCAUAGUCUUGGGAAAGUCAAAAAGACAUUUACUCAGAUCACCAAAGAUCAGAUUGAGGAAUACCGGAAAGAGUUGGUACAGUUUGCAUCUGUAUUUCGUGAACAAGGGCCAGGAGCGGUUGGUGGUGACCUUGAUAAAGGGUUAGAGAUACUUACAUUGUUUGAAAAAGAUCUCACACAGCAUGAGAAGAACCGUCAGGAACUAGCUAAUGCUGAAAAACUAUUUGACCUUCCUAUAACAAUGUAUCCUGAUCUUAUAGAGGUUCAGAAAGAAAUGAAUGGUUUGCGCAAAAUAUAUGAAAUAUACAAUGCACAAAAGCUUGCUAAGGAAGAAUGGUCACAGACUCUAUGGGCAAAUUUAAAUGUUCAGAUUCUACUGGAUGGAAUUGAUGGUUUUCUGAAGACCUUCAGGAAGCUGCCAAAAGAUGUCCGAAAUAUGUCGGUGGCUUUCCAUCUUGAAUCUAAGAUGAAGGAAUUCAAAGAUUCAAUCCCAUUGAUCCUUGAUCUCAAGAAUGAAGCACUGAGAGACAGACAUUGGAAAGAACUUAUGACCAAGACUGGGAGAAGCUUUGACAUGAACCCCGAUACAUUUACUUUGGAAAACAUGUUUGCAAUGGAGCUACACAAAUAUGCAGAUGUUAUCAGUGACAUUGUAGGAUCAGCUGCUAAAGAGUUGAGCAUUGAGAAGGGUGUGAAAGAAAUUGUAGACACCUGGGAAAAUAUGAAAUUCAUUGUUCAAAAAUACAUUAAGGGUAGUCAAGACCGUGGCUAUAUCCUGGGAUCUGUUGAUGAUAUCCUUCAAAUCUUGGAUGAUAAUGCAAUGAAUCUUCAGAGUAUCUCAGGAAGUCGAUUUGUCGGUCCUUUCCUCAACACCGUGCAACUGUGGGAAAAAACGCUUUCUCUAAUUGGAGAAGUUAUUGCGGUGUGGAUGGCCGUUCAGAGAAAAUGGAUGUAUCUGGAGAGCAUAUUUAUUGGAGGAGAUAUUAGAGCGCAGCUCCCAGACGAGGCCAAAAAAUUUGACAAUAUUGAUAAAAUAUUUAAAAGGAUAAUGUCCGAAACUGUGAAAGACCCAGUUAUCAAACGAUGUUGCCAAGUUCCUAAUCGCCUCUUUGAUUUGCAAAACCUAAGCGAAGGCUUAGAAAAGUGUCAGAAAAGUUUGAACGAUUACCUGGACUCUAAAAGGAACGCCUUUCCGAGGUUUUUCUUCAUAUCCGACGAUGAGCUGCUCAGUAUACUUGGGAGCAGCGAUCCUACGUGCGUCCAGGAGCACAUCAUCAAGAUGUAUGAUAACAUUGCAUCCCUCAAAUUCCAAGAGGGCAAUAACGGGGAAAUGCUUGCAACAGCCAUGAUUUCUGCGGAAGGAGAAGUGAUGCCGUUCCGGCAGGCUAUCGCCGCUGAAGGGCGUGUGGAGGACUGGAUGACAGCUGUGCUCCACGAAAUGAGGAGGACAAACAGACUCAUUACAAAGGAGGCCAUUUUUAGAUAUUGCGAGGACAAAAGCAGGAUAGACUGGAUGCUGUUGUACCAGGGGAUGGUUGUGCUGGCUGGUAAUCAAGUAUGGUGGACCUGGGAAGUAGAAGACGUUUUCCGCAAAGUGAAAAACGGAGAGAAACAAGCAAUGAAGAAUUAUGCAAAGAAAAUGCACCAGCAGAUUGAUGAGCUUGUUACACGAAUCACCCAGCCGUUAGACAAAAAUGACAGGAAAAAAUACAAUACUGUACUUAUCAUUGAUGUGCAUGCAAGAGACAUUGUGGACAUAUUUGUUAGGGACAGUAUAAUGGAUGCACGGGAGUUCGAGUGGGAAAGCCAACUGCGAUUUUACUGGGACCGAGAACCCGAUGACCUGAAUGUCAGACAAUGUACUGGGACAUUCGCUUAUGGCUAUGAGUACAUGGGUCUCAAUGGGAGAUUGGUCAUUACCCCUCUGACUGAUCGGAUAUACCUAACACUCACACAGGCCCUGUCCAUGUAUCUCGGAGGUGCACCUGCUGGGCCAGCGGGUACAGGUAAAACCGAGACAACCAAGGAUCUGGCUAAAGCCCUUGGAUUACUCUGUGUGGUUACAAACUGUGGUGAAGGCAUGGACUACAAAGCUGUUGGGAAAAUCUUCUCUGGCCUUGCGCAGUGUGGAGCUUGGGGAUGUUUUGAUGAAUUCAAUCGGAUUGAUGCCUCUGUACUGUCAGUGAUUUCUUCCCAGAUACAGACUAUACGAAAUGCAUUAAUUCAUCACUUAAAGAAGUUUCAGUUCGAAGGGCAGGAAAUUUCUUUGGAUUCCCGAAUGGGUAUCUUCAUCACAAUGAACCCUGGCUAUGCCGGCCGUACGGAGCUUCCGGAAUCUGUCAAGGCUCUUUUUAGACCUGUUGUGGUGAUUGUGCCUGAUCUCCAGCAAAUCUGCGAAAUCAUGCUCUUCUCUGAAGGAUUUCUCCUAGCCAAAAACCUGGCUAAAAAGAUGACUGUGUUGUAUAAACUUGCACGGGAACAGCUGUCCAAGCAGCAUCAUUAUGACUUUGGUUUGCGUGCACUAAAAUCUGUGCUAGUGAUGGCUGGGGAGCUGAAAAGAGGGUCUCCUGAUUUAAGUGAGGAUGUUGUAUUAAUGAGAGCUCUAAGAGACAUGAAUCUACCCAAGUUUGUAUUUGAAGAUGUUCCUCUGUUCCUCGGUUUAAUUUCGGACCUGUUUCCGGGGCUGGACUGCCCCCGUGUUCGCUACCCUAAUUUUAACGACGCUGUGGAAGAGGCCCUUCUUGAGAACAAAUAUGUCCUUUUGCCCACACAGGUGGAUAAAGUUGUUCAAAUGUAUGAGACAAUGCUAACACGACAUACAACUAUGGUGGUCGGACCCACAGGAGGAGGAAAAUCUGUCGUUAUUAACACUUUGUGUUCGGCACAAACUAAGCUUGGCCUUGUAACCAAGUUAUAUACACUAAAUCCUAAAGCUAUGAGUGUGAUUGAGCUGUAUGGCAUCCUGGAUCCUGCAACAAGAGACUGGACGGAUGGAGUUUUGUCUAAUAUAUUUAGGGAAAUCAACAAGCCAACUGACAAAAAAGAGCGACGGUAUAUACUAUUUGAUGGAGACGUGGAUGCUCUGUGGGUGGAAAAUAUGAAUUCUGUGAUGGAUGACAACAAGCUAUUGACCUUGGCAAAUGGAGAGCGCAUUAGGCUGCAGCCACACUGCGCAUUAUUGUUCGAGGUUGGGGAUUUACAAUAUGCUUCACCUGCUACUGUGUCACGCUGCGGCAUGGUCUUUGUGGACCCCAAAAACCUGAAGUACAGGCCUUAUUGGCAGAAAUGGAUCAGUAAUAGACCGAACAAGCAAGAACAAAGUGAAUUAAAUCGUUUGUUUGAGAAGUAUGUCCCGCAGUGUCUUGAAAUGAUUAUUGAAGGAAUCAUUGAUGGAAGACAAGGAGAAAAGUUAAAAACGAUCGUACCUCAGACGGAUCUAAACAUGGUUACUCAGCUGUCCAUGAUGCUGGAUGCAUUAAUUGACAAAGAAACUGAUGAUGUGGAUGUUUUGGAAUGCUACUUUAUUGAAGCCUUGUAUUGUUCCCUGGGUGGGACGUUGCUUGAAGCAGGAAGGGUUAAAUUUGAUGAGUAUGUUAAACGCUUGGCAUCAAUGUCAUCGGUCAAUGAUGAGAAUGAAAUGGCUGGGCCGGGAGAGCUUCCAGGUCAGUUGUCCACCAUUUAUGAUUAUCACUUUGAUGGAGAGAAAAACAAGUGGAUAUCUUGGAGCAAACUGGUUCCUCAAUAUAUCCAUAAACCUGAUGAGAAGUUUAUUGAUAUAUUAGUUCCUACUGUGGAUACGACUCGUACUACGUGGCUCUUGGAACAGAUGGUCAAAAUCAAACGGCCCGUCGUUCUAGUUGGUGAAUCCGGUACCUCUAAGACAGCAACAACAACGAACUUGCUUAGAAACCUCAACAGUGACUCCACUAUGCUCCUGACCAUUAACUUCUCCUCUCGAACUACAUCCAUGGACAUCCAGAGAAAUCUGGAAGCCAAUGUUGAGAAGCGUACAAAGGAUACAUAUGGACCUCCUAUGGGCAAGCGUUUGCUGGUCUUUAUGGAUGAUAUGAAUAUGCCAAAGGUGGAUGAGUAUGGAACCCAGCAGCCCAUCGCUCUGCUGAAGCUGCUCCUUGAGAAAGGUGGCAUGUACGAUCGUGGCAAAGAGCUCAACUGCAAGUUUCUGAGGGAUCUCGGAUUCAUAGCUGCCAUGGGGAAAGCAGGUGGUGGUCGUAAUGAAGUGGACACCCGCUUUAUUUCCCUCUUCACUGUAUUUAACGUCCCAUUCCCUUCAGAGGAGUCCUUACAUCAUAUAUAUUCAUCUGUUUUAAAAGGACAUACAAAGCUAUUUCAUGAGGAUGUACAGGCCAUCUGUGAUAAGCUGACCUUCUGCACCCUGGAACUGUACAAACUGAUCGUGCGCGACUUACCCCCAACCCCUUCAAAGUUCCAUUACAUAUUUAAUCUCCGUGACCUCUCACGGGUCUACAAUGGGCUAGUUCUUACUACUCCAGAAAGAUUCCAGACUGUGACUCACAUGGUGAGAGUGUGGAGAAAUGAGGGCCUACGAGUUUUUCAUGAUCGACUUAUUAAUGAAGAUGAUAAGAAAGUGGUACAAGGCCACAUUCAGAGCCUAAUAGCAGAACACUUCCCGGCGGACUUGGAAAAUGCCAUGAAGGAUCCAAUUCUCUUUGGAGAUUACAGGACAGCGCUGAACGAGGGAGAGCCUCGGGUAUAUGAGGAUAUUCAAGAUUAUGAUGCUGCAAAAGCUGUCUUUCAGGAAAUUCUUGAAGAGUACAAUGAAAUUAAGACCAAAAUGAACUUGGUUCUUUUCGAUGAUGCACUCGAACACCUCACCCGUGUCCACCGCAUUAUAAGAAUGGACCGAGGACAUGCUCUCCUGGUUGGAGUAGGAGGUUCAGGAAAGCAGUCGCUUGCACGUCUUGCUGCUUUUACUGCUGGAUAUGAGGUUUUCGAAAUAGUCCUAAGCAGAGGUUAUGGAGAAAAUAGUUUCCGGGAGGAUCUGAAGACCCUCUACACAAAGCUUGGCCUAGAAAACAAAAAGAUGAUCUUCCUUUUUACCGACGCUCAUGUGGCAGAAGAAGGCUUCCUGGAACUGAUUAACAAUAUGUUAACGUCAGGGAUGGUUCCAGCUCUUUUCCCUGAUGAUGAGAAGGAAUCGAUUCUGGGCCAGAUCCGGGAUGAAGCUGCUAAAUGUGGGGUCGGCCCAGCUAAAGAAAGUAUUUGGCAAUUCUUUGUAAACAAGAGUGCCAACAAUCUACACAUUGUUCUUGGAAUGUCUCCAGUAGGUGACACCUUGAGGACGAGAUGCAGAAAUUUCCCAGGUUUGGUAAAUAACACUGGGAUAGAUUGGUUUCUGCCUUGGCCACCACAAGCUUUGUAUGCAGUUGCCAAAUCAUUUUUAGGAGAGAAUGAAAUGAUCCCUCCUGUGCACUUGGAGCCAGUAAUUGGCCAUGUGGUUAUGGUACACGAUUCCGUUGGAAAGUUUAGCAAGAAAUUUCAGCAGAAGCUAAGGCGCAGUAACUACGUCACCCCUAAGAAUUAUCUGGACUUCAUCAACACCUACUCAAAACUGUUAGAAGAAAAGAACCAGUUUAACCUUGCACAGUGCAAGAGGCUGGAAGGUGGUCUGGACAAGCUGAAGGAAGCCACCGUGCAGUUGGCUGAGCUCAAUGUAAAGUUGGCUGAACAGAAGGUGGUUUUAGCAGAGAAGUCCUCAGCCUGUGAAGCCUUGUUGGAGGAGAUUUCAGUCAAUACUGCAAUAGCUGAGGAAAAAAGGAAGCUUGCUGAAGAGAAGGCCGCAGAAAUAGAAGAGCAAAACAAAGUCAUCGCGGUAGAGAAGCAGGAGGCCGAGAGUGCCCUGACAGAAGCUUUGCCAAUACUGGAGGCUGCCAAGUUGGAACUUCAAAAGCUGGACAAGUCAGACGUCACUGAGAUUAGGACAUUUGCCAAGCCCCCCAAGCAAGUCCAGUCUGUGUGCGAGUGUAUCUUGGUGAUGAGGGGGUACAAAGAGAUCAGCUGGAAAAGUGCAAAGGGAAUGAUGUCAGAUCCCAAUUUCCUAAAAUCUCUCAUGGAGAUGGAUUUUGAUGCAAUUUCCCCGAACCAAGUCAAAACAGUACGAGGCUUCCUGAGAAAUCUGAACACAACAUUUGAAGACAUGGAAGGCAUAAGUAAGGCAGGCUUAGGGAUGCUGAAAUUUGUGGAAGCUGUGAUGGGUUAUUGUGAUGUUGCUAAAGAGAUCAAACCAAAAAGGGAAAAGGUGGCAAAACUAGAGCGUAACUAUUACAUGAGCAAGCGUGACCUGGAAAAGAUCCAGGCAGAAUUAGCUGUCAUACAGAGUGAGCUGAAGAUAUUGGGUGAAAAGUAUGAGUCUGCGAUUACAGAGAAGCAAAAACUGCAAGAAGAGGCUGAAAUUAUGGAACGCAGACUGAUCGCUGCGGACAAACUCAUCUCUGGUCUAGGAUCUGAGAACACAAGAUGGACAAAUGAUUUAGAAGAGUUAAAGGAGCGAAGAGUAAAACUACUUGGAGACUGCUUGCUGUGCUCUGCUUUCCUGAGCUAUGAAGGUGCUUUUAACUGGGAAUUCCGUAAAGAGAUGGUAUACACUGAUUGGCAGCAGGACAUACAAGACCGAGAGAUUCCGCUUAGCCAACCUUUCCGGGUAGAGAGUCUUCUCACUGAUGAUGUAGAAAUAAGCAGGUGGGGCUCAGAAGGAUUACCCCCUGAUGAACUCUCAAUUCAAAAUGGUAUACUAACAACCCGUGCUAGCCGUUUCCCCCUGUGUAUAGACCCUCAGCAGCAAGCAUUAAACUGGAUCAAGAGGAAAGAGGAAAAGAAUAACCUCAAGAUUUCCUCAUUUAACGACCCAGAUUUCCUAAAACAACUAGAAAUGGCUAUAAAGUAUGGCUUCCCAUUCCUAUUUCAAGAUGUAGAUGAGUAUAUUGAUCCCGUGAUUGAUAAUGUGCUAGAGAAGAAUAUCAAGGGUGCUCAAGGCCGGCAAUUUAUCAUUCUGGGAGACAAGGAAGUUGAUUAUGACCCAAACUUCAGAUUGUAUCUAAACACUAAACUAGCAAACCCCAAGUAUUCACCUUCAGUGUUUGGUAAAGCCAUGGUCAUCAAUUACACAGUUACUCUGAAAGGCUUGGAAGAUCAGUUGCUUAGCGUAAUUGUAGGUUUUGAGAGAAGGGAGUUAGAAGAGCAAAGAGAACACCUCAUUCAAGAAACCAGUGAAAAUAAAAAGCUGUUAAAAGACUUGGAGGAUUCUUUGCUGCGAGAACUUGCAACGUCUACUGGUAACAUGCUGGAUAAUGUGGAACUGGUUCAAACUCUGGAGGAAACAAAGUCCAAGGCUACCGAGGUCUCUGAGAAACUGAAACUAGCAGAGAAGACAGCAGUUGACAUUGACAAGUUACGGGAUGGUUACAGGCCGGCCGCUAAACGCGGUGCUAUUCUGUUCUUUGUCCUGUCGGAGAUGGCGUUGGUCAACUCAAUGUAUCAGUAUUCAUUGUCAUCGUUUUUGGCUGUGUUCGAUUUCUCUCUGCGAAAAUCUUUGCCUGAUGGCAUUCUGGCCAAAAGAUUGAAGAACAUCAUGGAUACUUUGACCUUCAACGUGUAUAACUAUGGCUGUACAGGUUUAUUUGAAAAACACAAAUUGUUGUUUUCCUUCAAUAUGACUAUAAAGAUUGAGCAAGCAGAUGGCAGAGUGCCGCAGGAAGAGCUUGACUUUUUCUUAAAAGGAAAUAUUUCCUUGGAGAAAAGCAAAAGGAAGAAACCUUGUUCUUGGCUGUCGGAUCAAGGUUGGGAAGAUAUCAUACGUCUUUCUGAAUUGUUCCCACUGCUGUUUGGGUCUCUUCCUGAUGAUGUAGAGAAGCAUGAGUCCGACUGGAAAGCUUGGUAUGACCUGGACACGUUGGAACAAUACCCAUUCCCUCUUAGCUACAACAAGCUUUCCAGCUUCCAAAAACUGGUUCUUCUGCGCUGCUUUCGGGUAGAUCGUGUUUACAGAGCUGUCACAGACUAUAUCACAGUUACCAUGGGAGAGAAGUACGUGCAGCCUCCAGUCAUAAGCUUUGAAGCUAUAUUUGAACAAAGUGUUCCAACUUCACCAAUUGUCUUUAUCCUGAGCCCAGGCUCUGACCCGGCUAGUGACCUCAUGAAGUUGGCUGAGAGGUCUGGAUUUGGAGGCAACAGACUCAAGUUCCUUGCCAUGGGACAAGGUCAGGAAAAGGUAGCUCUCCAGCUUUUGGAGACAGCAGUUGCUCGUGGGCAGUGGCUGAUGUUACAGAACUGCCACCUCUUGGUAAAGUGGUUAAAAGAUUUGGAAAAGGCCUUGGAGAUGAUAAAGAAACCGCAUCCAGACUUCCGUUUGUGGCUUACUACAGAUCCCACCAAGGACUUCCCUAUUGGAAUACUUCAGAAAUCCCUGAAGGUUGUUACAGAGCCUCCUAAUGGGUUGAAGCUAAACAUGAGGGCAACAUACUUCAAGAUAACACACGAGGCUCUGGAUGCCUGUCCGCACCCUGCCUUCAAAUCUCUGGUAUACGUCCUGGCAUUUUUCCAUGCAGUGGUGCAAGAAAGAAGGAAAUUUGGCAAAAUUGGCUGGAAUGUACCUUACGAUUUUAAUGAAUCCGAUUUUCAGGUCUGCAUGGAAAUACUAAAUACAUAUUUGACCAAAGCAUUUCAGCAAAAUGAUACAAAGAUACCAUGGGGAAGCUUGAAGUAUUUAAUAGGAGAGGUUAUGUAUGGAGGACGUGCCAUUGACAGCUUUGAUCGGCGUAUUCUUACCACCUACAUGGAUGAAUAUCUGGGCGACUUUAUAUUUGACACAUUUCAACUGUUUCAUUUCUAUAAAAACGAGGAAGUUGAUUAUAAAAUUCCAAAUGGGACUACAAAGGAUGAUUUUGUUGAGACAAUAGAAUCCCUUCCACUCGCAAACACUCCUGAAGUUUUUGGUCUUCACUCAAAUGCUGAGAUUGGAUACUAUACGCAGGCAGCUCGAGAUAUGUGGUCCCAUCUUCUGGAGCUCCAGCCUCAAACAGGCGAGUCUGGGACCGGUAUCAGUCGAGAUGAGUACAUCGGGCAGGUGGCUAAGGACAUAGAGAACAAGUUACCCCAAAUAUUCGAUAUAGACCAAAUCAGAAAGAAUUUUGGUUUAGACAUCUCACCGACCACGGUGGUGCUACUACAGGAACUGGAAAGAUUUAACAAGCUCAUCAUCCGCAUGUCUAGAUCUCUGGCUGAACUGCAGAGGGCAUUGGCUGGUGAAGUUGGGAUGAGCAAUGAAUUGGAUGAAGUGGCCAGAGCACUGUUCAACGGACAGAUUCCAAACAUAUGGCGGAGACUGGCCCCCGAUACACUCAAGUCUUUGGGAAAUUGGAUGAUCCACUUCAGGAGGCGGUUUAAUCAGUAUACAUCAUGGGUGAAAGACGGAGAGCCAAAUGUCAUGUGGCUGUCGGGGCUUCAUAUCCCGGAGUCCUACCUGACUGCUCUUGUACAAGCCACCUGCAGGAAGAAUGGUUGGCCCCUUGACCGCUCCACACUGUACACCCAAGUAACCACAUUUAGGGCAGCUGAUGAAGUAACUGAAAGGCCUGGACAAGGAUGCUUUAUUUCUGGCCUGUACCUGGAAGGAGCGGAUUGGGAUAUUGAGAACUCGUGUUUAAUUAAAAGCCAACCCAAAGUACUUGUGGUGGAGUUACCUGUAUUGAAGGUCAUCCCAAUAGAAGCUCAUCGUCUCAAGCUACAGAACACAUUCAAGACCCCCGUUUAUACCACAUCCAUGAGGAGGAACGCCAUGGGAGUUGGUUUGGUAUUUGAAGCUGAUCUAUCUACUAAGAAGCACAGUUCCCACUGGGUGCUGCAGGGUGUCUGCCUCACUCUGAAUUCCGACUAAAGUGCUGCGCUAACACUGUUAAAACAUGUGAGACCCGUGCAAUAUAAUUCAUAUAUAUAUAUAUAUAUACAUAUAUAUACUUGCUUAAUGUUUAUAUAUUUUAAAAUAUAACAGCCGAAGAGCUAA
Messenger RNA from Spea bombifrons (plains spadefoot toad), 14018 nucleotides. It is a transcript of the gene DNAH10, whose product is annotated as dynein axonemal heavy chain 10. The transcript has 79 exons. Gene Ontology annotation, biological process: microtubule-based movement. NCBI's taxonomy places the organism in Eukaryota, Metazoa, Chordata, Amphibia, Anura, Pelobatidae. Gene Ontology annotation, molecular function: ATP binding; dynein light intermediate chain binding; dynein intermediate chain binding. The coding region runs from base 9 to 13892 and encodes 4627 amino acids. Gene Ontology annotation, cellular component: dynein complex. The record is from RefSeq and is a predicted model, not a curated record.